Lytechinus pictus (painted urchin) is the source of this 2725-nucleotide messenger RNA. RefSeq lists its product as uncharacterized. The record is from RefSeq and is a predicted model, not a curated record. The transcript is spliced from 3 exons. NCBI's taxonomy places the organism in Eukaryota, Metazoa, Echinodermata, Echinoidea, Temnopleuroida, Toxopneustidae. Gene Ontology annotation, molecular function: calcium ion binding. Gene Ontology annotation, cellular component: lysosome; extracellular region. Gene Ontology annotation, biological process: cell-matrix adhesion. Bases 514 to 1680 code for a protein of 388 amino acids.
CUUUCUAAAUCUAUCCCACUGUUGGGCAAAAUGAUUAGGCACAAUGUUUUACACUCAUCUUCUUCUGCGUGUAAAUCUGAUCGAUCCAGCACGUGCUUUUAUUUUCACAGGGGUCCUGUCCUAAGUAUGCCCAAAUCUCAAAUGAAAUAAUUAUUUGCAUAUUUUGCGUUACUGUUCAUUCAAUAACGACAUGACUAAAUAAAAGUCAUGACUGCUGGCAUUUUAUUGUCCAACUUCUGGAAUGAGUCGCAUGUCAUGGAAAGAAGAAGAAGGAGAUGUAUAAGAAGUGGAGAAGGGGAAGAAAAAUCGGAAUUACCCCUCCCCUCAUGUAUUUUCUCCGCCAGGUACCUCUUUACCCGAACUCUCAUACACCUUUGUUUCCUGUAAAAAUCAUAAUACGAUAACCUUGCCUAUGACCUGUAUCAACACUCUCUAUCCGCCCAUUGUUAAUAGCAAAAACAUUUUCCCAAAACUGUAUCAUUUCAUUUUGAGAACGCGACAAUCGCGUUUGCAAUGAUGGCACCAACAAGGGAUCUCGUUAUCCUUAUCUUUCUUGGGUCUCUCGGCAUCGUUUUGGGACGGGUCGAUGUCGGGAAGGCGUUCGGAAAAGCUCGGGCCAUACUCCAACCACACCAAGCUCGUGAUUUUCAUCGUAGGCCGAUCAAGGUACGCGUUAGUAACCCCGACAUCGAUGAAGUCCCAAUAAAUCGGUAUAGGCCUAAUGAUGAGUUCGUUUACGAACCAGUCAACGCCGAACCAAUAGACAAUGCCCAGACAGCAUCAAGGCUUAGACCAGCCGUGGGCGCCACCCCUUGCCACACCCCAGAGCAAUGGGAGGGAAGAGCCAGCGAGUGGGAUCACAUCCAGGGCAUAAACAACCGUUUCAACAUCACAUUCGAUGGCGUUAACAGAAGAAAGCGGAUCAUGGAAGAUAAACACGCCCAGCUUCCAGGGAAAAGGAUCUACGAGUACAUCAUGCUUUAUGAUGAAGGGAUACAAUACGUCAUCAAUCACAACUACAACACAUGCACAGUGGAACAGCUAGGAACAUGGCGCAACUUCACCAUUCCAUCUGAUGCCACUCUGGAAGACUACUACGAGAUUGGUGCUCCAGGAAAUGGCUUCAUGGUGCAGGAGUGGUCUGACAGAAUCCCAGGAAGGCAAAAAGAGAGCUGGAUCGGUACAUUUACCGAUAAUGGCUGCUGGCCUGUGACCGAGAUAUUCAUGGAGAAGGACGAAAACAAGACCAUGAUUCAAUCGGUCAGUACCAGGUUCUUUGAUCUCCGGGAAAAUGUAGCAAACAUGUCCGUCUUCACACCACCAUCGUUUUGUAACGACACCAAUCUUACGGUCACACCUAAGGCACAGAAAACCGAAACUCGGUCAAGACCAGUUCGUACUAGGUAUGGGGAUGGAAUUCCAGCCAACCCUCGAACUCGUCUUCAAUCCAGCCGAAGAAUCCCGAGCAACGUUCCGGUCCGCCGACCACAAGCGCCGAGGUCCUCCCAGAACAAGCGAGAGAGAAUGAUCGACCCGAGCCGAAUGGAAAACGAACGCAGUCUGCUCGAGGCGAUUCUGUCCGGAGAUCACCGACGAAUCCCCGAAGGGAUGGGUCGAAUGACCGAUGGUAUCUUGCACAAAGCAUACGAUGCUGCCAUGAGGAGUGGAAGAAGGGAUUAAAGACAUCAGCGUUCAUUCUAUUCCACGUUUUCUCCUGAAUAUAGUGCAUGUCAAGGCAAAUUUACACUUUGAAAAUAUCUUAUAAAAUGAUUUAAAAAACACGUUAUUACCCUAUUACCUUUAAAUGUACAAUAUAUCUCUUUACGCGAAUGAUAAUAUGACUAUCGACAAAUUCCCAUUGAGUGAGCAAUCCCUAGUCCAUCUUUUAAAAAGCUCGUAAAAAUUACUUCAUCAAUUUACGUAAAUGAAGGUGUGCUUAAUCAUGAAGAGCACCCUUUUUUUAUUCAUAAAAAAACCCAAUAUAAUUUAGUGUUUUAUGGAUUUCAGUAAUCGAUAUAUCAAAAACGAAAACCCGACACAACCCCGGGACACAACCACUAGGUAUAAUGUUAGGCCUACCUAAGAAUGUUGAUUGGAAGAUAUUUGUUUUAUUUAAUCUUUUAACAUUUCCCCAAAACAUUUCCUCAUUUCCUCAGGUAAUACCUCCAUCAAGAUCAAAUACAAUUGUGACGGAGAAGUCACUGGUAUCUAUAAAUUGUCGUAGUAUUUUAUUCAAGAUAAAACAGAGGAAGUAUUCCAAACUAUAAGACGAGAUAGAUUAAACGCCAAACAAUAGCAGUCUAGCACGAGAUGCAUGUGCUCGAGAUGUAAGAUUAUCAAAUGGCUCUUUAUCUAAAGGAACUAACACAGUACGAAAUACCCGUUUUAUUUACUACUUAACCCCUCAACGCACACACAGCAAAAACCAUGAUGUUAACUGGUGUACAUAGAGGACCACAGCAGUAAUUUUACACCGGUGUUAAAUUGGCAGUGUUAGUUUAACACCUAUAGGUGUUAUACAACACCUUUGGUUGUUACAUUUACACUCUUUGGUGCUAUGUUCAAUUUCUAGGGUGUAAUUUUUACACCUCAGGGUGUGGUCCUCUAUUAACACCAACUGGUGUCAGUUUUGACACCACAGUUUUUACAGUGCAUGUAUGCCUUAGCGUAACUUUACUAACAUGAAAUAUGCUGAUAGUAAUAUUAAAAACAUUUUGCAACUUCA